AUGUGUACCUGUGUCAGACAUUCUAGCCACCAAGCUUCUUUGUAUUCUGCAGGAACUGCCAUCAGACCUAUUGCUUUGAGAGCUGUGACCGCCAUUGCCCGUGCUUUGCCUGGGUUUCCUAUUUUGGCCACAGGUGGAAUUGACUCAGCCGAAAGUGGACUUCAGUUUCUUCAUAGUGGUGCUUCAGUUCUCCAGGUAUGCAGCGCUAUUCAAAAUCAGGACUUCACUGUGAUUGAAGAUUACUGCACUGGCCUCAAAGCCUUGCUUUAUCUGAAGAGCAUUGAAGAGUUAGCAGACUGGGAUGGGCAGAGUCCAGCCAUUAUGAGUCAUCAGAAAGGGAAACCAGUUCCACGUAUUGCUGAGCUCACAGGACAG
This is a messenger RNA of Cricetulus griseus (Chinese hamster), 375 nucleotides long. NCBI's taxonomy places the organism in Eukaryota, Metazoa, Chordata, Mammalia, Rodentia, Cricetidae. The record is from RefSeq and is a predicted model, not a curated record.